Mercenaria mercenaria is the source of this 3555-nucleotide messenger RNA. RefSeq names its product orexin receptor type 2-like. The record is from RefSeq and is a predicted model, not a curated record. The coding region runs from base 19 to 768 and encodes 249 amino acids. Gene Ontology annotation, molecular function: G protein-coupled receptor activity. The transcript is spliced from 4 exons. Lineage: Eukaryota; Metazoa; Mollusca; Bivalvia; Venerida; Veneridae. Gene Ontology annotation, cellular component: membrane. Gene Ontology annotation, biological process: G protein-coupled receptor signaling pathway.
ACUAUCUCUGUAUCAGUGAUGACACUGUGUGCUAUAUCUGUCGAGAGAUGGUAUGCCAUAUGUCACCCUCUGCGAUUUCAUAGUACCGUGAGACGCGCCAGAUAUAUCAUUGUAAUCAUUUGGGUGGCUUCAGCAUGUAUCGCCAUUCCCGAGCUUAUCACUUCCACAGUUAUACCUUUACGACCAGACACUGUGUUGUUGUCAGCAUGUUAUCCAGCUUUAUGGGGCGACGAGAUCAUUGUUAUCUUCCAAAUCUGUUUGAUGGUUGGACUGUACUUCCUUCCUAUAGCCAUGAUGGCCUUCAGUUACAUCCACAUCGCAUUAGUCCUCUGGAGAGGCAGUAUUUCUGAAACUAUUGAGCUAAGGGCAAGAAAGCCAAUGAUAGCUGGUGGUAUACGGGUACAUGAAAAUAUAGGACAAAUCGAAAGUAGAAAAAAGGCUGUCCGGAUGUUGGUAGCAGUUGUUGUAGUGUUUGCUCUUUGUUUUCUGCCCAACCAUACUUUGAAUAUAUUAAGAUACACCGGACAACUUCAGACCGUGCCAAAUAAACGUGUAUUUGCUCUGUUUGCACACUGGGCAACAUUCUUUAAUAGCUGCAUUAAUCCUGUAAUCUACAAUUUUAUGAGUGAGUCCUUUAGAAAAGCUUUUAAAGACGUCUUGGUGAGAUCAUGUUGUCGGAAAACCCAAAGGCUUAGGCAGAGACCGAGCUCCUAUCACAUGUCUUUUACUGGCAGUCGCAGUAGAUUCAGCAAUAACAUCACUUUGUGAUGUCGUCGUUUAAUUAGUGACGAUAAGCAGAUUAUUGCAUGGGCUUUAUUAAUGUUGUAAAAGCUUUAAGAGAACAUUGUGAAACAAACUGAUAUUAUUUAUUUGCUGGUCAGCAAUAUAAGUGUUAUAACUUCCAAUCUCCGAGCCUGUAGAACUAAUUAUCAAUUUCUGAAAGACUAAUAAGAUGUUACAACACUGGUUUGAUGUAACAUAAAAAUGGUUGCACGUGAUACGUAUCGUUUGUUGACUGUGAACGGUUGGAAUGUAGUUCUUUAAAUUGUAGCUUUUUUGAGCCCAGAACUGAUCUACUUUGAUUAUUUAGGUUAGAUUUUUCAGAAAUGGUAUAAUUGCCAGAGAGCAGUACUUUUAACUUACUAAUUACAUAGGGCCCAGGUCACAUAAUAGACCAUCAUUGCGAAAACGAAAAUCUUAUUUUCAGUAUUCAAAUACAAAAAAUGUACUACUUUAGCACAAGAAUAAUCAUGUAUUCUCCCUUUAUCGUCGUAGCAUAUAACUUUGUUGUUUUUGUUGUUGUCUUGAAGUAAACGCUGUACAUUUGGCUACUUAACAUAAAUGUCACGCUAUAGUGUAGGAAUUUAGGUAUGUAUCAUACGGCCUAAUGACUACCGUUGUUUUACGUCGUCGCCGACGCACGAUUUACAAGAAAGCUACAUUUAUUGUUAUUGUUCAUGUAAAUUUUGAUGUUUACGUCAGCCAUAGUCACCGAUGUGUGCUGGGAUACUUUAACGUUCGUUGUCAAUAGCAGCUGCUUUCAGUGCAUUUUUUUGCUAUAAUAAAUGUAAAUCACCAUUUUUGAAAAAAAUCAAAUAUCGACGGUUAUGCCAUGGAACAAGUCAUUUUUAAAACGCAUAUUACAAUAAUUUCCUAUUCAAUUUCCAUCACGUUUGUGCAUGCUUCCGUACAAAACGGAUCAAUUCAGAACGUCACGAUUUACGAACGUCUAGGACUGCACAUCAAUAAAAACGAACAGUCGAAUACUUUUCCUAAGAAGUUCUUGUUCGUUUUCUUACAAAUAGUUUAGAUAGGCUUGGAAAUGUCCGACUACAGUCAGUUUUACAAACAGCUUUCUAGCCUGUGUUACUGCUAAAAAAACAGUAACCUACAAAGUAAAUGGUACUAAACCAGCUUGAUGUUUGAUAUAGGUUAAAAGAUCGUUCAAAAUCGGCAAUACAAGAUCUUACAAAUAGUCGGCAACACCUAGAAUGUGAUGAAAUGGAUUUUAUUGUUAUUUUGUAAGUAAUAUAGGCCUCCGAUACAAACUAGAUCUCGUAAUAAAUAUCCGUGUUAUAAUUAGCCGAUUUUCGUCCAUUUCAAUGAAUGAAAUUUACGUCUGAGGUGUGCGCCGUUUCAGAAUCAACAUUUAACAUGAACAAAUUUGUUUGUAUUUGAAUAUCAUCAUAGCAUAAAACUAGAGAAAAGGCAUCUAUUAAAAUCGGUGAAAUUUGAACAGUAUACUAGAUAGAGUGCUGAGGAGUUAAAUUUACAUUACACGCUACCCCUUGGUAUCCCUUAGAUUACGCAAGUGUGGCAGGACUAUUUCCGACACUCGAAUAUAUGUUAUUCUUUAAAUUAUUUGAUCUGAUUCAUAUCUACGAAUUCAGCUCCAGAUGAGUGUCAACUUUUGACAUGUUACCACAUAUACGAGGGUCGUUCAGUAAUAAUUUGAUGCCAUAUCUUCAUAACUUGCCAAUAAAGACGCCUUAAGUUUGUAUCCAUUAUUUGAGUACUGUGGUCAUUUGUUUAAGUAAGAGGUAUGCACUGCGGUCCACGUCAGCACAUCUUCAUAAGUUCAAUUUUGUUUACAAAAUAUUUCGUAAUUAAUUAAAUGAUGUAUCUAAAUCUUUUGAAAAUACACUUCUGUGAUUAAAGACAAGUGUAUCAUGCAAAGAAUUAUUAUUAUUAUUAUACCAGAUUUACAUAGUUCAAAUGCAGCCACACAGGGCGCAUAAUUCAUCCUCUACUAGUACAGACACAGAGCGAUCUGACCAGAGGGACAGAGUGAGACAAAGUCCCCACGACAGAGAGAUCAGAAAUCAGAUACAGGCUUGUCUGGCUAACUUAGCCUAGCUCGUUGCGAAUAGACAGCCUAGUUCUUUAACGUGCCCAGUGUAUAGGCACUGAUACACGCAAGGAUUGCCUGGGUUCCUGACCAGUACACCUCUAGUUGGGUGGGAAACACCGAAAAGCGUUUCUGAAAAUUCCCGAGUAGCUGCCGGGGAUCGAACCCCCGACCUCAGGAUUGGAAGGCCAGUGUGCAAACCACUGAGCUAUCCGCCCACCGUAGAAUAUUCUUUUUUAAAAAGAAAUCAAUCUGUAUUAACUUUAAACCAUUUAGCUGAAGCAUGCAGAUCACACUUAAUUCGCUUGAAAUCAUAUAACAAUCUAUUUAUAGGUGCAUCAUCUAAUGCUUAUGGAUGAUUGAGCUAUCUUUUAAGAUUAAACUAAAGCUUUAGCUUUCUACAUUUAUUUAGUUCUAAAGGUUGUAUCGAAGUUCAGGCACUAUCUAUUUUCUUUUUGCUCAAAUUUUUAUAUGUUCCUUGGACGUCAAUUUUCACUUACAUUUCUUAGGUUUGAACGAUAACUGGAAUUUAACAUGUAACUACUUUCCCAUGCGAAGUUUUCAACAUCUAACCUGUCAUCUACUUAUACUAAGAACUACAUGACAAGUGAGGAAGUGAGUUGGGUUUUACGGCGAAUCGACAAAAGAAGGUCAUAUAUCGCCGAGAACGUUAAUUGUAAAGCAUACCUAAAAUCAUUUAUAUAAAA